Molecule: messenger RNA, 1477 nt
Organism: Hypomesus transpacificus
Lineage: Eukaryota; Metazoa; Chordata; Actinopteri; Osmeriformes; Osmeridae
Gene: hmg20b
Product: high mobility group 20B
Exons: 9
Coding region: 202-1104 (300 amino acids)
Biological process (GO): regulation of gene expression
Cellular component (GO): nucleus
Source: RefSeq, a predicted model, not a curated record
AACAAAAACAGAGCGAGCGGUGGGGUUACGUUUGACGGUACAGUCACCCCGGCGGAAUAAUAGCAGUUCUUUUUUAUAGACGAUCACAGUGAUGCUCAUGCGCACUAUCGAUCAGACUUGAAACAUAAAAUAUGUUGACCGUAGACUGGGGACUGUAGAGACAACGGAGGUAGACAAAGCCGGGAUCAUAAUAUCAUAAUAAUGGGAGGAGUGAAGCAAGAGCAGGGCGAGGGUUCUCACCCUCGAGGCCCUCACUCAUCUGAGACCCCGCACGAAGAGUGUUUCGUCUCCGUCCAGCCGGCCAAGAAGAGGGGCUGGCCCAAGGGGAAGAAGAGGAAGAAGGUUCUCCCCAAUGGACCGAAGGCCCCGGUCACGGGGUACGUCCGGUUCCUGAACGCACGGCGCGAGCAGAUCCGGGCCCAGCACCCAGACCUGCCCUUCCCAGAGAUCACCAAGAGGCUGGGCGCCGAGUGGAGCCGCCUCAACCCCACCGACAAACAGCGCUACCUGGACGAGGCGGAGCGUGAGAAGGUGCAGUAUGCCAGAGAGCUGAAGGAGUACCAGCAGAGCGAGGCCUACCAGAUCACCACUGCCAAGAUCCAAGACAAGAAGGUCAAGAGAGAGGAGUCUCCCUCAGUCAUCAUCAACGCUAACAGCUCAGGAGUCUCCAACAAGGGCUUGGAGAUAUCUCCCAGGUUUGAUGUACCCAUGUUCACUGAGGAGUUCCUGGACCAGAACAAAGCCCGGGAGGCGGAGCUACGGCGCCUGAGGAAGGCCAACGUGGAGUUUGAGGAACAGAACGGCGUCCUGCAGAAGCACAUCUCCGACAUGUUUGCCGCCAAGGAGCGCCUGGAGGCGGAGCUAGGGCAGGACGAGCUCAGGACGCAGGCGCUGCAGCGCCACCUGCUGGUCAUCAAACACACGCUGGUCAGCAGCCUCAGCUCCAUAGCCCUGCCAGGUACAGGAGAGACGCCCUCGCUGGGGAAUCUGGACUCCUAUCUGAGUCGCCUCAGUGGGGCGCUAGAGAGCAGCCCUCACGAGCACCGCGCCCUGCUCACCCAGCUGAGGGACGUGCUGGGCCAUCUGGAAAAUGAGAAGCUGUGAGAAGGCUGCCCUGAAGGAGAGGUCAAAGUUGACGACCCUGACGAUGACCCCCAGGAUAACCCAGAGAGAACCAGACACUGUUUUGCCCGGUUCUACUCCAGUGUGUCGGAGAACUGCUCUACGUGACAGAACCCUGGCUGUCCGUGGAGGGGUGUUUCUGAUUGGUGGUGAGAGGUAGCUUGAGUGCUACAGUGACCAAUCAUCUUUACAGUAACUGACCACAGCCCCUCUGGGUUUGUGAGAGAUCAUUUCAUUGGAGCAGUGUGUGUUGGGACUUAAAUGUUUGUGUUAAUUUUCAAAACAGGAAUAUGCAUUUGAUGAUGUUUUUUUUGUAAUGUUUGCGUUCAUUAAAAGUGAAUGGUGAUUUAUCUGA